Molecule: messenger RNA, 171 nt
Organism: Tauraco erythrolophus (red-crested turaco)
Lineage: Eukaryota; Metazoa; Chordata; Aves; Musophagiformes; Musophagidae
Source: RefSeq, a predicted model, not a curated record
UGUCUUGUGUUUGAAGAUGCACCACUUGGAGUCAAAGGAGCCCUGGCAGCGAAUGUGGUUAUGAUUCCAGAUGAAAAAUUAAAUCCAGAUCUUAAAAAGGAGGCAACACUACUGCUGAACUCCAUGGAGGAUUUCAAACCAGAACUGUUUGGUUUACCAGCAUAUGAUUAA